Molecule: messenger RNA, 1913 nt
Organism: Elaeis guineensis (African oil palm)
Lineage: Eukaryota; Viridiplantae; Streptophyta; Magnoliopsida; Arecales; Arecaceae
Source: RefSeq, a predicted model, not a curated record
GGAGAUUCUACUCGAGCGCAGAGAAAUUUGAAGUGGGCAUUUGGAAGUGGAGAUCGCUUCGUCUCGCUGCGGAGAUCCGACCAUGCUCCCGGGGCAGCAGGCAUCCUCCUACCGGGUGGACUGAGGGUAAUCGUCAUAACGGUGACGGGACCGCGAAAUUUCUUUACGAAAAGAAUAAAUUGGAGAAUAGAUUCAAUAGGGUAGGAGGGGUAAAAUAAGGGAACGGGAGGCGGAGAACCACUGGCGUCCUCUCACCAGCACUUUCUUGUCCAGAUCCAAAACCCUAAUUCGCCGAUCGCCUUUACCGACCUCGAGAUCUUCGAAAAGCGAUAGCUUCGCCCCCAAAUCUAGGUUUUCAUAACCGCCUUAUAGGCCUCGAAUUCCUCCAAUUCGGCCUCCGAUGGCGGGCUCUGGGGGCUCGUCCUCCUCAUCGUCGUCGUUGGCUCGUGGGCACGGCGUCGAUCGCUUCUACAACCCGCCGGCGGUCAGGCGGCAGCUUGAGCAGCAGAAGCUCCAGCAGCAGCAGCAGCAGCAACAACAGCGACAGCAAUCGUCGCCGCAGAGGGCGGCGAAGCCGAAGGCCCGGCCGUCUCUGGUGCUUUCGCCGCCACCGGUUGAGGUGGCCGAGAACCGGGUCGAAUCGGACGAGUCAUCCUCGAAACCCUCGGUUUCUUCCUCUUCCUCUUCUUCCCCGCCCCGACCGUUGCCUCCUGCUGGAAACCUUGACCGGUUUCUGGAGUCCACAACUCCUGUCGUCCCCAUUCAAUACUUCCCUAAGCUGACGACCGUGAGGGGGUGGAGGAAUUGCGAAGAAUCACUGCCUUACUUUUGCCUGGGAGAUCUCUGGGAGUUGUUCAAGGAGUGGAGUGCUUAUGGUGCUGGAGUGCCGCUGGUGUUAAAUGGCAGCGACUGUGUUGUUCAAUAUUAUGUGCCUUACCUCUCUGCCAUCCAGCUUUAUGCUGACCCGUCGAGGCCCUCCUUAAGAUUGAGGCGACCUGGUGAGGAAAGUGAUGGGGAACCUUACAUGGAUACUAGCAGUGAGGACAGUGGUGAGAGUGAAGCUGACCAGUUAAGGGAAAGAAUGGCAUCCUUGGGGACUACAAGCAGCAUGGGCCAGGAAGGCUUUCUAAGCGAUGACAGUGAGGCUUGCAAUCCAGCAAUCCUCCCAGUAUUCGAGUACUUAGAGAGGGAUCCACCUUAUGGAAGAGAACCAUUAGCUGACAAGAUAUCUAUUCUUGCAAGCAAAUUUCCAGAGCUGAAGACAUACAAGAGCUGUGAUCUGCUUUCAUGUAGUUGGAUGUCUGUUGCAUGGUACCCGAUAUAUAGGAUACCCACAGGACCAACAUUAAAGGAUCUGGAUGCGUGCUUUUUGACAUUCCACUCACUAGCUACACCACCUAAAGAUACUAGCGGUGCUCAUAUGGUGGUUGCUGGCUCCUGUGACAUAAGGAAUGUCACCAGCUCCACUGACGUGUUGACAAAGUUACCAUUGCGUGUUCUUGGGCUUGCUUCAUAUAAGCUCAGGGGUUCUAUUUGGAUGUCCAAUGGACUGCAUGAGCGGCUGCUAGCAAGCUCUCUGCUGCAAGCUGCCGAUCAAUGGCUUCGCCUUCGACGAGUAGAUCAUCCUGACUACCGGUUUUUCAUCUCCCAUUAUAAUACAUUUAGGAGGUGAGAGUUUUCUAGAUAUAGCUGUUCUAAGUUUUCUUUGAUAGAGAACUUGUGGGAUUGACAAAGAAGGCUUUUGCUAGUAUUUUAGGCAAGGAAGAAAAGAAUUGCAUGAAGUUACAUUGAAUUCCAGCUAUAUCCAUUGGAUGACUUAAGAUUGUUGACCCGUUGUCUGUCUUGGGGUGUUUGGCAGUAUAAACCAUGGAAAAUAGAUCAUGCGCUAUUGUUCUUUGGUCGUUUGGUUGCAU